CAUCGGGUUGCGCCGAGGGUGUUGGGUUCGAGGGGAUGUCGGGCUGUAUGGUUUUUCAUGCAAGGUUCCCUUGGGUAGUGUGGAAAUAAAAAAAGUUGUUCCGUCACGUUUGCAAUGUUAUGUAAUUAAAAGCGUUAUUGAAGAGGACUUGCUCAAGAUGUUAUGAAUUGCAGUCGGUUGAUGUAGAUGACAAGGUGCAGAAAUAUGACGAGAGUUGUGUACAUUUCUAAAACCGCGUAUGGCCAUGCUCUAAUACUGAAAUGGGGUGGCUUUUUUAAAGUAAAGAUAUGUGAAGUGAAAUGAGAACAACAGUGGUGGAAAAUAGCAUAAAUUAGAUUUUUGACAUACGAUGUACGACUAACGUGGAAUGAAGCUAUUUCAGUUUGGUACCAACAUCAAACUAAUUGAAUGGCAUUUUCCAAAGAGCAAACAUACGACCGUUUAAAAUACUCACCAACAGACGUUUAAGAAUCAAUAAUAUAUACACAAAUCGAUACUAAGUGAAUAAUUUCCUGGAAGGGCAUUCGAAUAAAAUCCGAGUAACAAUAACAUCAACUCCACAAUCCAUUCGCCAUUGCAGGAUAAAAGUGAAAGCAAAUAGUACUCAGCUGAGAAGUGUAUCCGAGUGAAAGUCAAGAAGUGUUAUUAGUCCACGUUAUGUAAACCACAGCGGAAAAGGUAACAAAUUUCGUGUGGCUUUCUGAAGCCGAAGAAAUCGAAUGGAAUGAAACUAGCCCAUUGUGGUGUGUUCUCUGUGACUAUACUAUAUAUGUUUAGUGCGAUUUAGCUUCCUUCGAGAAACAACGGAAAAAACCGAAAUAAGCAUACUCCGCACCAUUCGAACGUCAUAGGAUUUUAUGAGCGGACUCAACCGGUGAGGAAGGGUGUGUGCGGUAAUCGUAGAGUAGCAUAUUUUUCGCCUCAUUCCCACAUCAAUGUUGCACGGGGGGCGGGCGUAAAGAACAGCUCGUUAAGUGAAUAAACAUUGCCUGCUUCCUUGAACAGUAGGAUUAGGUGGGUGGAAUAGGUGGGAAAAUAUUGCUGCACGAUUAUAGCAAUGAAUGCGUUCUGGGUAUACAACUCCCCUUUGGCCGUUAGUUAGUGCUGCUACCGGUGUGCUGUGGGAGGAAACUAUCAGCCAUUUGCACUUACCGUUGGCGCCAUUGCUGGCCCGUUUGUCGGGAAGCGGAAGUUUACUGCUGGGAAAUUCUGGCUGACUCCGACUGAAUGGAGCAGUAUUUUAUGAUCCCUAUAAUGCCAUUUGAUACGUCAUAGUCGUAAAAUUAAACAAUUUAUUCGCUACUUUGCAUAAGUGUUGAACAGGGUGCUCUUGGGCGUUCAGGCGAGAAUAGCCAAGAACUGGUUCUGUUUCGGAAGUGGUGGAAAUAACUAGAACGAGACGAUACAAACCAUGGCAUUACUUCAUAUUUGCUCGACGAGACAUGCCCUCUGAGAAUCGGGACUCGGUGUAUCUUCAAGUGCUCUACAAGUGGUAUGCUGGAAUAGUUUUGCGUGCAGAGUAGGGCAGAGCUUCUUUUGAUAUAUGUGAGUUGUGCUAAGUUUGCAUCGAAAUAGAUCCUAUCACGUGUUAUGCUGCUAUUAAUCAAGCAAAAAUGUUACUUGCUGACAGAAAAUAAUGACUUAAUAGUUGAUAGACGUGCUUGAAGUUCAAGUGUUCCAUUAAGACACUCUAAUGUUCUUGAAGGACGACGAAGUUAUGGACAAAUAAUUGACAGGAUACAAGAAAAUUUGUGUGAAGUGAUCGUGUGGAUAGAUAAUAAGUUAAAUUGACGCUUCGUGUGAUCGUUGUAUCAAACUACUCAAGCUACUAUUGGAUAUCCGAUUUUCAAGCGUAGAUCUGAAGCUCUUCAUUGGUUUAUAAGCAACUCUUUUGCAUUUUUUGUGGUUCCUUUGAUUUGAAGGAAUGAAAAAGCAUUCUAUGUUGCCACAAGUUUUCUGACGAAUGCCUGGUAGAUGGUAAGAGCAGUGACCCGCCCACUUUUGAAUGUUGUCGGGUGAAAUUUUGAACCGAUCGCCAUUGAGCGUGGUGCUGCUACCGCCACCCUCAUUAAUUGACUUUUGUAGAACUAUGGCGGCUAUUGCCACGCUCGCCAAUCAGCAAAAUAUCGAUGAUGACGACAUUUUCCUAGAAAACGGUUUGUUGAGCUACGAAAACCCAAACUAUCACAUGGAUCCGCUCCGAAUGGAACGCAAUUCGCACCUAUACGAGGAGAUCAUCUCCGAACUGCAACAGCAAGGGACACUGCGACCAGCCGGUGCAGUGAACUUGGUUCGAGAUCCUAACCAGAUGCUUGGCAGUAACCGGAAAGGAUAUCUGGACAUUGGCACGAUGGGUGUCGAUUCCAAGGAAGUUGACGGGUCUCCCAAACACAAACAGAAAUUACUGGACGGAUCACCCAACGAAUCUGAAACGCAGAAAGAUGAAAUGUCGGAGAAAGGAGAAAAAACUGAGGAGGAAAUCCAGCACAUAUCCGGAACACUGAAUGCGGAAGAUUUGUACGCGUUGCCAAACAAAAGGAAACAAGAAGUCGGUGAAGUUCCUCCGGAAGAUGAAUUGGACGACGAUGAAGAGGAAGAGAAAGGGAAGCAUGAAGAUAUCGAAGGCAUUGAAGAUAAGGACGAAACGAAGGAUCUUCCCCCUGGAUGGGAAAAGCACGAAGACAAUGGCGGGCCUUACUACUGGCACAUAAAAUCUGGAACGAUCCAACGGGAACCACCGGUAUGGCCCAAAGAACCACCGACAAAGGAUAAUAAAACUACAAUCGUACCGACACCCCGUUGCAUACAGAAUUCGAUGUUUUCGCAAACACUGGCCAAUCUCUACGGUACUCCCAAGCCGGAAUCAAGUUCAGCAUCGUCCAGCAGCGGCCGGUUGCACGAUAAUAUUUCAUCCGUUACCCGUAGCAGCACUAGCUCGGCCCUGGACCAGGAAGAUGAACGGCGACGGAGGGAGGAUAUUGCAUUAAAACGCCGUAGCUUUCCACUCAAGUCGGAUUCCGAAAGGCCAAUUCGCUUCGCGGUACGGUCGCUUGGUUGGGUUGAAAUAGCCGAAGAAGAUUUAACGCCUGAGCGAUCCUCCAAAGCGGUAAACAAAUGCAUCGUGGAUCUUUCGCUGGGUAGGAACGAGUUGCUGGACGUUGUUGGCAGAUGGGGUGAUGGAAAAGAUUUGUUCAUGGACUUAGACGAAGGUGCUUUAAAAUUAAUUGAUCCUGAGACGCUGACAAUACUGAACUCACAACCGAUUCAUACGAUUCGUGUGUGGGGUGUUGGCAGGGACAAUGGAAGAGAUUUUGCUUACGUAGCGCGAGAUCGACUCACCCGGAUCCACAUGUGUCACGUAUUCCGAUGUGAUACGGCCGCCAGGACGAUUGCCAAUACGUUAAGAGAUAUCUGCAAACGGAUAAUGAUUGAACGAUCCCUCCAGCUCGAUACCAACAGUUCCAGCUUUAGCAGCUCGCGCUGUGCAAUACGUCCCACGGAUCUGCCGACCGAAAAUCGCCGAUGGAUCCGACAUCGUGAGACUCGUUGUUUUUAUUACGUUGAACUUCUUCCUACAUCAACUUUCUUCAUAGCAGCCUCCUUUCCGACGCCGAUGGAAGAACCGAAAAAGGUGCUCAAAGCUCAGUAUCUCGGUUCGCUGGAGGUGAACCAGCCAACCGGCAUGGAUGCGUUGAACGACGCCAUCGAUAAGGUGGUAGCCGGUAGCUCCGUGGAGAACUGGGAGAGCGUUAACGUUUCGGUGGCGCCCAGUAUGAUUAGUGUUAACACCUCGGAUCCGGAAGCGCGGCUGUUGUGCGAAUGUCGUGUGAGGUAUCUCAGUUUUCUAGGAAUCGGAAGAAAUGUCAAAUGCUGUGCAUUUAUUAUGCAUACUGCGCAGGAUAAAUUUUUGGCACAUGUGUUUCAUUGCGAACCGUCCAGCGGAGCACUGUGUAAGACGAUAGAGGCUGCAUGCAAGCUUCGAUACCAAAAAUGUCUCGAUGCUCAUCCGGAGGGGAGUGGUCGCUACUCGGCUGAUUCACACACGCCCGGAAAGGGAAUUGGUGCGACUUUAAAAAACUUGAUGAGCUCGUUCUCACUUAAAAAGGAUAAGGCCAGCUCCUGAGAACGAGCUAAAUCACUGCAGUAAAUCAAGCCCCCGAUUGUAAUUUAGGAAAUCUGGCCACAAGCCCCGGAACGGGAGGUAAUUCCCCAUCGGCACCUGCAGUCGCCGCUGAUAAACAAAAAAAUCUUCGAGUAUCCCAACAGUCCGUAGCAUUUGAUGCUGCCAGUAGCCUGGCAAAAAACUGCACUCUCCACCAGCGUUAGUCGUAAACCAUCCCUAUCCAUUGCAUCGGCCGCAUCCACGGUGCUGUCAACGGAAUCGAUCCUCACAGCAGAGUCACACAUUUACAGUCAUCGUGCCGCAAUCGUCGUAGCUGCAGCCAGAAACAGUAAUCAUCUUAGUACUAGUACUGCUACCACCACUACUGCUACCAAUACCAGUAGAGCUAGUUGUGAUAGUGACAAAAUUAUUGAUAGUAUUACCAACAGCACUACCAAAACCACCAAUAGAUGCACUACCAGCGCCGUAGCGUCGAUGACUCCAUCGUUGCUGCUAUCGUCGGCGGAGCAUCAAACGGAACAUCGGGAACUACCAUCGAUGGACCGAUUGGGUGAUCACCGCGGUGACGAUGAUGCAAGUGAUUAUAGUCAUAAUAGUAAGCUGAAUUGUGUGAUAGAAGAAAGCUUAUAAUUGUGUGUUGAUAUUGGUUUGAUUUGAUUUGUACGACGGCUGUAUUUUGCUGCCGCAGUAAAAGGCUCAACAGGGUGUUUGCACAUAUAUAUUGGACUAAGCUUUCGUUGGAGAAUUGAGUUUGGCCAGCGGCCAACUGUGGAUUGAUAAGUUGGUCAUUCACGUAGUAGCAAGCUGUCUGGGAGAUUGUACGAAGCAAUCGGUUACCUAUGAAUUGGAUGAUUUGGUGGCACACGUUUUUAAAAAGGCAAAUUUGGCAAUUUAGUCAAGAUAUAUACAUCACUAGUAGCUGUGAACUAUUUAUACUAUCGCUUACUUUUUAUGAAUUGAUUUCAUUCGGAGAGAGAUCUGUUUCUUGGAAAAAAUUGUUUGGUGGAACUGAUGCAGUUUUUCGUUGAAAUCUGCAAAACAUACUAGUUAAAUAUGAAUACAUUCCAAAUGAACACGAUUGCUUGGAUAUACUUGGGUAUUAGCCUAGUACCCCAAAAAAGAGGUAAAAGAAUUAUUGGUCAUAUUUUGUUCAUAUCAAAACUUCUCAAAGUCAGUACCUUUAUUAAUUCGUCCAUAUAUUGUCAGUUAAGAUAAAAUACAUGAGUUGUUCAUAGUAGAUCCAAAGACUGUAUCUGAAAAAGGUAGAAUAUCUGAAUUUUUAAAACUUUCCGAGAAUGAAACAGUUUUUUAUUACUUGCAAUGAAAUAACAUUUCCGAUUGACUGAGAUUUCUAGUACCAACUCUCUUUGAUGUGUCCCGAUACUACGGUACUGGUAUGGUAUGGUUGCGACAGGAGCCGCAAAACGAAAGGAAGACAGUUUUGAACGUUUAGUUUUAUCUUUAAUAUUUCCUGUCCGCACCAGUACCAGUAUCCUCUCCACGUGCCUGGUAGAAGUUUUCCCAGGUUUUCGACAGAAAAAAAAUUCGCGGGAUUUUUCCUGAGAACUUAGUUAAAAGAAACCGUGUCUUUCUUUCGUGGAAAGGAGAACGCUGAACUCUUCUUUGGAUUUAUUCACAUGUGGUUCUUGCUAUACCAACCAACAAAAACUGGAAACUGAUUUUGAAGAAAGUUUCAAUCUUCAAUUAAGCGAAUCAGACGAAAUACCUGGAGAUCGCAAAGAACAGUGGUGAAGUCUUCUGCACUAGAUGUACAUCAUUGAAGCGCAACAAAAAUAUCAACGGUCCGAGAUGCCUUUCUUGCGGUAUGCUUGAAGUAGAAGUAAACGAAGGGUGUUUAGCAAUCUUUUUCCCUAGAUCUGUCGGGUAGGACCGAAAGUACUACAAAAAUUAUCGUUGAUUCCAAAUUCCUGCGUUUUAGCAAAAUUAUUAUAAAAUGGUUCAUUUUAUCAAAAGCGGUGUAUAGGUUAGGUAAAUAACAUCAGCAUGAAUGCGACGUUCCAUGGUAUCUGUUAUGUGCGAUAUUGUUGGGCUUUAGGCACAGAAUGUUAGUGCUAUCGAACGUGCAGACGUGGGGCAGUGCUGAUAAUCACUUAGUUAUUGCUGAGAGUAAGCCUGAAGAGGUUCGAUGAUGAACAGCUCAAACAACUUCGAGAUUGCACUCAACGACGUUAUUCCAGGAUUGUUAGUUAUGCCUCCCUUAUUUCCCGUUUUAUACUGAAACCGCAUUCGCAGAUUUCCAGCAAAAUGGAAAAAAAUCCACUGAAAAGAGAUGCUCAAAAGAUUGAAAUAUACAGCGUCACUGUAACUUUUCAGAAGUAGUAAGGGAACUCUCUUGGAUACCGAAUUGAAAGGCGAUUGAAGCCAAGAAAAAGCUCUGGUGAUUAACGUCUCAUCAACAUCGAUAGCUGCCAGAGUUCGGGUCAGGACCGGAACCGGUUCGAUUUGCUCUUACAAACUAAAUGCAAUUUCCGUCUUGUGUUAUUCAACUGUCAAAACUAUCCAUCUUUGAAAUUAGGCAUUCAAAAUGUAAAAAUGGCGAAAUUUAAAUGAAUAGAAAAAAAAGUUAAUCGGUGCAGCGAAUUUAUCCGGCAUAGCUGGCAGAAGUUUGUAUAGUUGAAUGCUAUUCUAUAGUAAAUUUAGCAAAGACCCACAGAAUUUAUUUUUUGACUUAGAAGAGAAAACCCAGGACAAAUUAAGCAUCUUUUAUCGAUGUCCCAAAAUACCACGACCGUCAGUUAAAACCAGGACAUGUCCUGGGUCACCAGGAUGGCUGGUCAACCUAACCAGUACCGUGUUUACACAUCGACACAUUGGGUCGGGGCCAAGGGCCCUGGGAUUUCGGGGCCCCGCACUGAUGAUGCAUAUUAAUCCAUACUAAUGCCUGUGUUCGAAAAACGGCACACUCUAACAUUUGUAACUCCUCAGUGCGUUGCUAAAAGUGGCAGAAAUUUGAAUUGAAAGUCACUUACAGUUUAAAAGUUUUUAUUGUUAUUGUUUCAUCAAUAUUCCAAUGGCUCUUAUCGAUGAAUUGGUAGCAGAGCAGUUCGCAGUCGAACAUUGAUUCGUAUCCCGUUCAAAGAGACAACCAAACCAAUCGUUGCUCAAACAUAAUAAAUCAGUACCAAAUAAUCGAGUAUCGGAAACAGAAUUAUCGGCUCCGUACUAGUAUCGCAGCGUUCCAAGAAACCACCUUAAACACAUCACGGAAUACGAAGAUUUUUUCUGCUCUAGACAACGUUAAAAUGGUGGAUGGUAAACUCCUUGGCACUUCAUCCUCAAACAACGUCAUGCAACUAUGAGGGUCAGAUUAGCACAUGUUAAUUUUGUCAGGUUAUUGUUACAUUAUACAAACGUUAUUAGGCGAAACGCCAUGCAAUAUCUUGUAUUUCUAACCUUCAAAUGUCCUGUUUUUUCCAAUUGUCAUUACAAUGUCUCCUUUUCAAAAUCUUCUCUAUGAUUUGAUGCUUCAUCAUUUUAAUCACCACACGGAAAAAAAUCCGUUCAUAAAUUCAUGAACAAAAGAUCACGAUUUCGUGAACUGAACGAUUUAUGAAAAUCGUGACCUAGUUCCUGAAAUUGUGAAUAAUAAAAAUCGUAUUCAUGAAACUAUUUGUGUUUCCAAAAAAAAAACUAGUUCGCUCCGAAUAUAUACAUGGCGUUACAUUCGAAUGUUGUUGUUCCCUGGACAUGUUUAGUUUUUGUUGUGAUUCUUGUUUAUAAUUUGAGAAUGCACAGCCUCCAGUCACGUGAUAUUCAUGAUUUCAGGAGCUUCUUCGUGAUUUUUCUGAUUUCUUAUCACGUUACCUUGCUAUUUUAUUCAUGAGUUUUCUAUGGGAUUUUUCUGUCAACCUGUCAACCGCGAAUUUCGUAAUUUCUAUUUACGUUAUCGUCAUAUUUUAGUCAAGAGUGGAUUGAUUCAUGUUCAUGGUUUCAGGAUCUUAGUUGCGAUUUUUGACAAUUUAUAAACGCAUAAUGUGAUUUAUGUUCAUGGUUUCAGGAACUUUGUCAUGAUUUUCGUAAUUUCCAUGCACGUUAUCGUCAUAUUUUACUCAUGAAUUCAGCUUCAUAGUUAUGUGACCCAUGUUCAUUCUGUGAAAUAUAUCAUGAACACGAUUUAUGGUACUCAACGCAGUUUUCGUUUUCAUCACACUGAACCUUACCAAAUGAAUAACGAUGUUCGAGGUCCUAAUAGUUUUCUCAUAUCUGCUGCUCGUACCUAUUGCUGGUCACUAGCAGCUGGACAUUUCAUGAAAAAGUGCCUAAAACAAAAAUGAUUUUACGAAUAAUACUCCAAAUUUUGUGAAAUAGUUCACGCGAAAAUUUUAUUACCAUUUUGCAUGAAAUUAAAAACAAUUAGAAAUAUAUUCUAAAUAUUACAAGCGCAUAAAAUAGAUCCUAAAACAUGUGCUAGAAAUCAUGAACUGUUUCACGAAUCUAUGAAUAAUAGUUCAUGAUUUUAUUGACUAUUUGACGAGCACGAAUGGUCAGACGUAACUAUUAUACUAGGUAUCAUGAACCAGUUCACGAAUACAUGAAAAAUAUUUUGUGAACUGUUUCACGAGCGCGGAAAUUGGAUCGUGAAUAAUAUAUUAGAAAUCAUGAACCAGCUCACGAAUACAUUAAUAAUAUGUGAUGAUUUCGUGAACUAUUUCAUGAGCACGGAUGGUAAGUCGUGGCUAUUACACUAGGAUUCACAAACUAGUUCACGUAUAGAUGAAUAUUUUAUAGUUUUGUGAUUUAUUUCGUCGUGUCUAUUAUACUAGGAAUCAUGAACCAGUUCAUGAAUUCAUAAAUAAUGUUUCAUGAUUUUGUGAACUAUUUCCACGAUCACGGAUAUCGGAUCGUGACUAAUGUAUUAGGAAUCAUGAAUUAGUUCACGUGGAUUGAACGGAUUCAUGAAUAAAAUUCCGAGUCUGGUGAAAAAGUUCAUGAUAAAAUAUCCAUAAUGUUUUGAUUUUGUGAACUAACGUUCCUAAAUGUAUGAAUAAUAUCAUUCGUGAACCUUUGGUUUUAUGAAUAAUGUUCAUAAAGUUGUGAACUAGUUAACGUACAGAAAAUCGAUUUGGUAGUGACAGGGCGGAAACUGUGACUAAAGUUCACAAAAGCGAAUACGCAGCCGACAGUCAAACCUUAUUUAUGAUUUUUGUUAUUUUUCAUCAGGUUAGCGUGCUAUUUUAUUCCUGAGUUUACUAUUGGAAUUUUUCUAUCAAAUUAUCAGGGUUUAUGUUCAUAAUUUCGGGAUCUUAGUCGCGAUUUUCGUAAUUCCUAUUCACGUUUUUGUAAUAUUUUAGUGAGAAGUAGCAUGAUCCAUCUUCAUGAUUUCAGGAUUUUAGUAACGGUUUUUGAUAUUUUAAUCACUAGUAAUGUGAUUUAUGUUUAUGAUUUCAGGAACUUUGUCAUAAUUUUCAUAAUUUCUUUUUACCUUGUCGUUAUAUUUUAGUCACGAAUAGAGCUUUAUGUUUAUUUUUGUUCAUGAUAUCAGGAUCCUAGUAACGAGUUUUAAAAUUUUUGUCACGAAUUGUGUAAUUUGUGUUUAUGAUUUCAGGUUCUUAAUCGUGAUUUUUGUAACUUCUGUUCACGUUAUCGUGAUAUUUUGUUCUAGAGCUUACAUUCGAAUUAGACACGAGGAGAGCAAUGUGGCUCAUGGUGUCAGCAGUUUUAUCAUGGUAUUCGUCAUUUCUCUUCACCUUAUCGCGAUCUGUUAUUUUUAGUUACUAUCGGUUUUUUGCUCGGAGUAACGUGACAAUAUGAACUGGAUCUAAAAAGUUUCAUGAUAUAUUAAUUUGUGAACUUUAUCUUGAAUGAGAUUUUUGAUGCUCAACGUAGUUUUCGUUUUCAGUCCAGAUAUCACACUGAUCCUUAUCAAAUGAAUAACGAUGCUCGAGGUACUAAUAAUUUUCUUAUAUCUAUUACUCGUACCCAUAACUGGUCGCUAGCAGCUGGACAUUUCACGAAAAAGUGCAUGGAACAAAAAUGAUUCCACGAAUAAAUUUUGUGAAAUAGUUUACAUAAAAAUUUCUUUAUCUUGUUGCAUAAACUUGAAAAUAGUUAGGGAUAACUUCUAAAUAUCACGCAAAAUAGAUCAUAAAUCAUGUACUAGGAGUCAUGAACCAGUUCACGAAUACAUGAAUAAUGUUUUACAUGAAUAAUAAUUUUGCAAAUUAUUUUACGAUAUUGGGUCGUGACUAAUAUAUUAGGAACCAUGAAUUAGUUCACGAGGAUUGAAUGGAUUCAUGAAUAAAAUUCCGAGUUUCGUGAAAUAUUUGACGAGAAAAUAUCCGGAAUGUUUUGAUUUUGUGAACUAAUGUUCUUAUUUCUAUGAAUAACAUCUAUCUAGUUUGUGGGUCUGGAUCACUAAUGAUCAAUCAAAGCAGCUUUGACAACAUUUACCACGUAUGACGGUCCAUGAUGCCUCCGCCAAGCUCCUAAGCUAAUAUCACACUUAUUCCCCAGUGAUUUUUACAAACUUGAUUUCGAAUGAAAGAUACCAGUAAUGCCAUUGACUGCUGCUUAAGCUCGGAGCCCGUAAAAUCCAGGGGCCUCUGACCUUGGACCAAUGUGCCCAUGCGUAAAGGCGGUACUGCAUAUAAUGCACUUGAAAUAGGGAUUUGUAUUUCUGAGAACAUCCUCGAGUAUAUCCAAGUUACCGUGUAUGAAUAGUUCUUUCUGUUUGCUACUUCGAAUAGUAGGUUGAACGUUUCUGAAUAAUCCAAGAGGUAAGCAAGUUCGACAAUUUCAGAUGUGCAUAGUGCAUUUAUUAACAAAGAAAAGACGUGCUUUAGGCUACUAUGUUCUUUGUCCAAUGCAGGCAAAUGUUUUUUGUUUUGUUUAUUAUAACGUCUAUAUAGGUUUGAUGUUUUUUGGUUUUUAUAUGAACUCUGUCGUUCGAGAAUGUGAGUGUAGAUGGUAUUUAGAAAACUGCUGAAACACAACUAGCAUUAUAGAUAAAUAUAGUCAAACAUUGUACACUGUUACGUGCUUUUGUUAGAACCAUCCAACACGAAAGGAUACAUAUCCAACAUUUUCUAUAGAAUAAAAUGGUUCAAUGGAAAUAUUUUUUUCAAAAUCAUUUUCCAACUCACUCCAAGAACUACGUUUACAAAUGAUCCAUAUUAGUAUCAAAUAUGUUUCAAGCAUACCAUUAUGUUGCAGUUGCAUUUGUUUAGUUGUCUACUAGUUAAUUGUACCCAGCGAUUUAAGUUUAGAGUGCCGGACCAAUUCUCACUUCUACUUCAGGAAUUAUACAAGUAAAAGAAAAUGUACAUUUUCUGUGAGCUCAAGCUAUUUACACACCGAAAAGCAAACCAUUGCCACAGUGGAUCCUUCGUGGAUGAAUAUGACCACAUAUACAAACAGAAAUGGAGCUAUCGUGCAAAGAGUAACAAUCGUUUAAGUGCUUGAAACCAACAUGUUUUAGAAUGCAGCUUAUUUUUGUUCGUUUCCCAAGGCAGAGUUUUCUUUGUGAAAAUAAAGCCAAACUUCAAAUAUUUACAUAGAGAAACACUACAAACACUUGGUUUAUGAAACUACCGAUCCACUUGGAAAUUGUUCCAGAACAGGUCAGCUGUACCAAUCUAUGAAUAUGACAAACUCUCAUACAAAAUCAAUACUAAAAAACAUAGAAAUCAAUUAUUGAUAUACAAUGUGGCAAACAGCGAAGGCAUUCGCUUUGUAACUGAAUCACAAGAAAAAUUAGCAACAAAAUGCAGUGCACUAAAAGCUGAACAAAAAAUAAAACGUUCUCACAUUCACGCUAACUGCAUCCAAUCGUAUGUAUGUAAAUAAUCGAAAAGAAAAGUUUCCAUAAAUAUUUCUUGCCUUCAACCAAAAAAAGUGUAUUCAGAAAAAAUAUAUGAAAAAAAACUAGCUGAAACAAAACAGUAUAUUUAUAAAAAAAUGUAUUAUUUUUUAUCUAGGAGCUUUUGUGACAAAUUACUGGAAAAAAGCCAUGAAUGUGAAACUUGAAGAAGAGCUAUUUAUAUUCGCCUGAAGCAAAAUAGUUGAAAGCAGCUGCACAUAGUGAUAUUAUUUUUCGAUUGCUUCAUUAAACGAAGGUGGUUUUAAGUUUCAUUUCUGGCAAGCCGGACACUGCAUAAGUUGACAGGAGCAACUGAGUGAAGUUUGAAGGUUGCAAACAUUUCGAAAUACCUAAUGAGCAAAACUAAAAAAAAACAAAACAACAGAAAACUGCAAUGUUAGAUUAAAACGCAUCCAAUGCCACAAAAGCGAAAAUGAAUGGCUGAAAAAAAGAAAAGAAAACCGCUAAAGAUAAGGCAAAGCAAACAGCAUAAACUAAUCUUACCAACAAUAACCAAACUAUGGCUUGCUUUUCGCACUCGUGCACAAUUGUACUCAGAAUAAACGACAAAAUACAAACAAAACCGUUCGUAAUAAAAGCUGCUGCAGCAAAUGGCUUGAAGUGAAAUAAUAACAACUAAAGUUUAAUGUAAGCAAAUAAUAUGUAUAGAAAUUGCUUUGUUGCUAGGGAAACGGGAUGGCGGAAAAGCCAGCUGAAAACAGUUUUUUGUAGAUCAUGCUUCGAAGAAUCACUACGGAAAAGGUUAUUUCCAGUAGCUGUAGAUCAGCUAGACAGUGCUAAUAUGUGGCAAUUUCGUAAUUGACCAGAAGCAGGGGGGAAAUCCACUAUAGACUGUUUUCAGCCUAAACUCAGUGAGUUGUAAGCAAAGCACGUUCAAUGGAAGGUACAACUUGAUCGUUGUAAAACAAAAAUGGAAAAAUCAGAAUCAAGAAAUGACUGCAUCGCUUUUGAUUACUAUGUAAAAUUGUAUAAAAAUAAAUGAAAAAUCUGGAAGAAACAAAA
This is a messenger RNA of Topomyia yanbarensis, 12965 nucleotides long. RefSeq names its product protein Fe65 homolog. The transcript is spliced from 14 exons. Bases 2006 to 4123 code for a protein of 705 amino acids. Lineage: Eukaryota; Metazoa; Arthropoda; Insecta; Diptera; Culicidae. Gene Ontology annotation, molecular function: transcription factor binding; amyloid-beta binding. Gene Ontology annotation, biological process: regulation of DNA-templated transcription. Gene Ontology annotation, cellular component: cytoplasm; nucleus. The record is from RefSeq and is a predicted model, not a curated record.